Messenger RNA from Lobosporangium transversale, 589 nucleotides. RefSeq lists its product as hypothetical. Lineage: Eukaryota; Fungi; Mortierellomycota; Mortierellomycetes; Mortierellales; Mortierellaceae. The transcript has 2 exons. The annotation marks the transcript as partial. The record is from RefSeq and is a predicted model, not a curated record.
ACCCUGGAUAGCGAAUGUGUUGGCGAACCCUUGGUUCCUUCAUGUGGUGACUGCGAUGAUGUUCCUGAGCUUAGGUUAUGGAUGUGCAUGGAUAGGACGAGAAUUGGAUUUGAGACACAUCUGGGGAUGGAAAGGAUUGGUAGCGGAAAGGUUGAAGUACGGGAAGAAUAAGGAGGAGAUGGUUCUUGUCCUUGGAUUGGAUUGGAUGGAUUUUGUUUGGGGGUUUGUGAUGAUGGCAGUGAUAGGAUUGAUGGGCAUGGUGGUGGGGGGAUGUAUUUGGUUGUGCGAUGAUACACCGUACGAUGAAAGGAGAAGAAGAAGAAAUGGAGGGGGAAGAAGGGGUGGUGGAGGAGGCGGAUACGGAAGCGCAGGAAAUGGAAAUUCAGGAGGAAGAUUUGUGGACUGUUGUAAUGUUUCCAUGGAUUGUUGUAGUGGGGUACGAUGUAGAUCAUGUUGUGACGAUUGUGAUGAGGGGAUCCUAAUAGUCAUUGCUAUUCUUAUCCCCGCCUUGAUUAUUGCAGGUACAUUCGGUGCAAUCGCCGCCAUCUACAUAGUCAUGGCAAGAUUUAAUACUCGAGCACUGGACUCC